This is a messenger RNA of Toxorhynchites rutilus septentrionalis, 3437 nucleotides long. RefSeq lists its product as uncharacterized. NCBI's taxonomy places the organism in Eukaryota, Metazoa, Arthropoda, Insecta, Diptera, Culicidae. The record is from RefSeq and is a predicted model, not a curated record. Gene Ontology annotation, biological process: DNA integration. Gene Ontology annotation, molecular function: nucleic acid binding. The transcript is spliced from 2 exons. The coding region runs from base 166 to 2445 and encodes 759 amino acids.
GCGAACGAGGACACUUUAUCGCGGCAUGUCGGAAGCGACAAGUGAAUAACGUACAACGUGAUUCGGAUCGUAUCAACUCAUCCGGUUGGUCUGAUGAAGAAAAAGAAGAAAAGAAAAAGCACUUGAAAGCCCUGUCGGUCGGUCGGUCGAUCAACAGCGAGUGACAUGAGGUUGCUGCAUGUAGCAGUUACGAUCAACAGUUGCGAGAACCAGAAUAAUACGCAAGUGUUCCCCAGAAUGCCUGGAAUCAAAAUCAAGUUCAGCAUCGAUAAGAGUAUUGUACCCGUUAAAAACGCCUAUUACAACGUCCCAGCGGCCUUCAGGGAGGGAGCGCGAAACAGGCUGCGAGAGAUAGAACUCCGUGGCAUUAUAGAGCGAGUCACUAAGGCACCAGAGUGGAUAAGCGGCAUGUCAGCAGUAGCCAAGGGUAAAAACGACUUCCGGUUAGUUGUCAACAUGAGGGGACCUAACAAAGCGAUCAAACGAGAGUACUAUCGUUUGCCAUUGAUCGAUGAAAUGAAACUAAAACUUCAUGGGGCUCGAUAUUUUUCAAAACUCGACCUGAGUAAUGCAUACUAUCACUUGGAACUAUGUCAAGAGUCUCGCGACCUUACGACGUUCCUAACCGAAACAGGCAUGUUUCGUUUUACGAGAUUAAUGUUUGCCGUUAACUGUGCGCCCGAGAUAUUUCAACGCGAAAUGGUCCGUAUCCUAGAGGGCGUAAAGAACGUGAUCGUGUAUAUAGAUGAUAUUUUAUUAUACGCAACAACAUUGGAAGAACUCCACAAAAUAGUUGCGCAGGUGCUACGCAUAAUGAAAGCAAACAGUCUGACUAUAAACACGAGUAAAUGUGAAUUUGAUAAGGAUCGAAUCAAGUUUCUCGGCCAUGAGCUUGACAAGGACGGUUUUCAUAUAGAAGAAGCUAAGGUAAAGAGCGUUCAGUACUUUAGAGAACCGACGACGAUCUCUGAGCUCCGCAGUUUCCUAGGUCUUGUUUCGUUUGUGAGCCCUCAUAUUAAAAAUUUUGCCGAUAUAACCAGUCCACUCUGGACCGCAACAACAUCGUGGAAUUGGGGUCCUCAACAACGAGAAGCAUUUAAUGCCGUUAAAGAACGUAUCAUACAAUGUACUAUAGCGCAAGGUUUUUUCUCCGAAGAUGACAGAACAAUAUUGUUCACAGAUGCCUCACCGGUGGCACUCGGUGCUGUUCUUGCACAGGAAAACAAAGACCAAACUCGCAGAAUCAUCUCAUUCGCCUCCAAGGCUCUCACGACGACCGAGAAGAAAUACCUGCAAAAGGCAGUGAUUCAAUCCUUACAGACGGGAAAAUGGCCCGGAAGUUUACGCAAAUUUCAAGCACUUGAAGGUAAUUUAACUACACGAGAUGGUAUCGUUGUAAAAACCGGUUGCGUGGUAGUACCAGAACAGCUGCGCGAAAAGGCACUUGAGGUCGCACACAACGGCCAUCCAUCAACGGCGAAAAUGAAGUCUAUCCUGCGUCAACGUGUGUGGUGGCCGGGUAUGGCCACUGAUGCUGAAAAGUGGGUAAAUGCUUGUGCUAUCUGUGCUAUAAACGGACGACCUGAAAGACCCACUCCAAUGAGGCGUACAUUUGCUCCAAAGACAGUAUGGGAAACUAUCGCCUUAGACUUCAAUGGACCAUAUAUUCAGUUCGGUGGAGUUUCUAUCCUUACAAUUGUCGAAUAUCGUUCAAGAUAUUUAAUCGUCAAACCUGUGAAGUCGACGAGCUUUGACAACGUGAAGCCAAUACUAGAAAUGGUCUUCGAGAGGGAAGGUUUUCCAGCAAACAUCAAAACCGAUAAUGGUCCGCCCUUCAAUGGGAAUGAAUACAAAACUUAUUGUUCUGAGCGAGGAAUUAACACUAUUUACUCCACUCCUCUUUUUCCUCAGCAGAACGGCCUGGUAGAGAGUUACAUGAAGGUUAUAAAUAAGGCGAUGUCCACUGCAUCUUCUAACAAAACCAACUUCAUCGAAGAACUUCGUGCUGCUGUUGACGCUCACAACGCUGCUACUCAUCGAGUAUCAAAAGUAGCACCUGAAGAAAUUAUGACUGGUCGAAAAAUAAAACGUCGACUCCCACUCUUGCGUCACGAGAGCAGCAAUAUUGAUGAUGAGCUGCUACAGCAACGAGAUCGGGAUGCAAAAUUACUGGCAAAACAACGCGAGGAUGCUCGUCGAGGUGCCAGGCCAUGCCGUAUUCAACCGGGUGACGAUGUCAUUGUCGAACGUUCGUCACGGGCGAAGGGGGAGACCAGAUUUUCACCAACACGUUUCACUGUUGUUGAAGAACAAAACGGCAGUCUCACGUUGACCAACGAUGCAGGGCAGAUUCGCAGGCGCCAUGUAUCCCAAACCAGAAAGUCCAUCCGUGGCGCCAAACAAACGACGAGGGUACAUCAGGAAAUCGAAGAGGUGAACAGUUAGACCUAACGGAACAACAACGUCCAUCUCGGGAGAGAAAAACACCAGAGUAUUUGAAGGACUACUUGAGAACAAUACAAUCGUCUCAAACAACCGAGGAGAUACGGAGAUACUGUGAAUAAAACAUCCUCAAUCACUUAUAGCGAAUUCGUUUUUAAAACUGAGUCAGUGCCAAACUGACUCUGUAAUAAAAAAACCUUUUCAGUUUCACGAAUGCGGUGUUUUGUUGGUGUGCGUUAUAUAUAGCGAAUUCGUUUUUAAAACUGAGUCAGUGCCAAACUGACUCUGUAAUAAAAAAACUGGAAGUGGGUUAUAUCUAUGGUAUAACCGCAAGGGUGACGUAGGACUCUCGUUGAUAUAGAGAUCAUUUGUAUGAAGUUGAAUCUGAAUUCAUUCUGAAUGAAUGAAUAUUUGGAGAACAUCGAAAACGAGAGCGUUACGUUGGAGGCACAAGGUUUUAUGUAUCCAAUAUUGGAUACGGAAAUAUCCUACUGAUGGGGAAGAAUAAUCUUCAGAAGCUAUCCUGUUGAUUGCGAUUGAUUGAAAAACCACAAAACCAAAUGUAGUUGGUCACAGUGUUACAUGGAUAGAAAACAUUCAAUUAAACUCUUUCACAUGAAUAUAUUUUGAAAAUUCCCAGAGGAACUGGCAGAUUAUUUUCAGUAACGAUUAGUUAUUUCCACAUUUUCCUCGAUACUGGAAGCCCACCAGUGGUUAAUGCCAACUCGAUAACCACCUGUUAAUAGCCGCGCGUGUAUGUGUGUGUAGCGAUGUCUUCCCAGGGAACCGUUUGUGGCAUCACUCUCCUCCUGAUAGAUUCCCUUCUGGCCUAGGGUGCACAAACAGGCUCUUGGUGACACCUUUCAUCCGCGCUUUCAUGAUAAAUAAAGAGCUUCACCGCAACAGCAUAAAGAGCUUCACCGCAACAGCGACAACAUGCUCCAAUCGCUGUUCAAUUAGAACUGAGUGGAUUUCCGAGCGCCGCUCGCUUAUAU